Molecule: messenger RNA, 2202 nt
Organism: Abrus precatorius (Indian licorice)
Lineage: Eukaryota; Viridiplantae; Streptophyta; Magnoliopsida; Fabales; Fabaceae
Exons: 1
Coding region: 302-1741 (479 amino acids)
Source: RefSeq, a predicted model, not a curated record
UUAUGCAUAAUAGCCAUAUUGGAUAUAACGUAGGUGACAUCACAUUCAACCUUCUUUCUAAAAUACAGCAAUGACGACUUCUCUCAGCAACUCCAAGAAAAACAAAAGCCUGCCCAUCGAAACCACAUUUAAGCUUCCUGCUGGUAUACCAAUUUGGCCACCAGGUAUGUAUUUAACGAUACAUCUAUUCAUUUCAUUCUAGAUACUCUAAUAAGAAAAGCAAGGAAGCUAUUUUUGAUUCAUAUGCUUAUGGUUUUUUUUUUGUCAUGUAAUUUUAGGUGAUGGAUUUGCAUGUGGCAUCAUGGACCUUGGUGGUGGGUUGCUAGUUUCACAAAUUUCCACAUUCAACAAAGUUUGGACCACCUAUGAAGGUGGACCAAAUAAUCUUGGGGCCACUUUUUUUGAACCAACGGGUCUAUCUGAAGGGUUUUUUGUGUUAGGAUGUUAUUGCCAACAUAACAACAAGCCUCUUCAUGGUUGGGUUCUUGUAGGGAAAGAUAACUCUUCAACCUCAAAUGGAGCCUUAACCAAACCAGUCGAUUACAAAUUAGUAUGGAGCAGCAACUCUCUAAAAAUAAAGCAAGAUGGACAAGGUUAUCUUUGGUUACCAAUAGCCCCUGAUGGCUAUAAACCUGUUGGACACGUUGUCACCACAUCACCAGCGAAGCCUUCCCUUGACAAAAUAAGGUGUGUUAGAUCAGACCUCACAGAUGAAUGCACAACACAUAAUUCAAUAUUGAAGCUUUGGAGAACAGAAAACAAGAGGUUCAAUGUUUAUGAUGUUAGACCAAUCAAGAGAGGCAUUGAAGCUCAAAGUGUUAGUGUAGGAACCUUCCUAGUAGGUCAAAGUGGAGGGACAAAUUCUAAUGCUUUACCUAUUGUUUGUUUGAAAAAUACCAAGGCUAACUUUUCCUUCAUGCCCAAUUUAUCCCAAAUUGAGGCAAUGAUCAAGGCCUAUUCUCCUUAUAUGUACUUACAUCCUAUGGAAAAAUACCUCCCUUCAUCUGUGGAUUGGUUUUUCACACAUGGAGCUUUACUCUAUGAAAGAACAAAGGGACUCAUUAGGGGCAAUUCAAUAGAACCAACAGGUACUAACCUUCCCCAAGGUGGCUCCAAUGAUGAUGAUGUUACCUAUUGGCUAGACUUGCCUGUGGACGAAACCAAAAGAGGCAGUGUCAAGAAAGGGGAUUUGCGAAGUUCACAAGUUUAUGUUCAUGUUAAACCUAUGUUAGGUGGAACUUUCACUGACAUUGUCAUGUGGGUUUUUUACCCAUUUAAUGGUGGUGCAAGGGCAAAAGUGGCAUGCACCAACAUUCCACUAAGGACCAAAGGGGAACAUGUGGGGGAUUGGGAGCAUGUGACAUUAAGGGUAAGCAACUUUAAUGGAGAAUUAUGGAGUGUUUAUUUCUCACAACAUAGUAAGGGUCAAUGGGUGGAUGCCUCUGAGCUUGAGUUCCAAAAUGGUAAUAGACCUGUGGCUUAUUCUUCCUUACAUGGGCAUGCCUUAUUUCCAAAACCUGGGGUAGUUAUGCAAGGAAUGAGAGGAUUAGGUAUAAGAAAUGAUGCAGCUAAAAGUGACGCCAUCUUGGAUAUGGCAAAUGAGUUUGAAAUAGUGGCUGCUGAAUAUUUGGGGUCACAAAUUAGAGAGCCACCAUGGCUUAACUAUUGGAUGAAUUGGGGUCCAAAGAAUGGGCCUAAGGGUCCAAAACAGAAGGAUGUGUGGAAAGGAGAUGAACGAUAAUAAGUAGUGUCCUAUUUAAUGUUCAAGACUUACUACACCGGGGUGAAUUUUUUCAGUAAUUAAUGUUACUCUUAAUUGACUCAUAUUUUACAAUUAUGUUCUAUACUUUUCUUUUAUAUAUAUUAAAAAUAUAAAAUGAAGAGAAAAAAUCUCUUCUUUUUUAUGUAAAGAAGUGUUAACUGUGUGUAUGUGUGUAACAUACGGUAUAAGCGUCGAAUAAUAUUCUUGUUGUUUCUUACAAGUUUAUAAACAUAUUGACAAUGUUCAUAAUUACCUAAUUAGUUAACAACCUAUAAUAUUGUAGAGGUGCAAAUGACAACAAUGCACUUGUUCAUUUUGCAUUGUAACUUGACUUGACGUCUCUGAAAAGUCAAAAUAAAAAUUGUUUGCUUAUUGAAAGCAAUGGAGAAAAAAAAAUAAACUUUUAAACAAUACAACUACGAUGGCAUGUUACAAGACUA